GAGCGCCUCACCGAGAAGUAUGGCAUCGACUUCACAAACGUCGAGCGCAGAUAGACUGGUUUCUCAUCACGGGCUUGGAUACCGGGGCUUGGAUACCGGGGCCGCACGGGGGGAGAGGACUCUGUACAUUUCGAACGGCGCGUUUCUAAAAAUGUUUUCUCAUGACCAAUUACAGUGUUCACACGAGUUCUCACUUUCUUUGCUUGCCUCGUGGUUCCCAUUCGCGUUCUUAACUUCUUCCUUCUCUCCGUAACCUUGCAGCUCAACUUCCUCGUUGCCCCUCCCGAACCCCGCGUGUCUGCACCACGUUUUUACCCAACCGGCCCCAUGAGUACUGUUAACGACAGCAAAGAAGCUGUACACAGCAUAUUCCACGAGCAAUACAAAGCUCUCGAAAUUCUCCUCGAAAUUCUCCCCACAGUUUCAGCCACCGACCGCCCACAGAUAAUCGACGAGUGUCUAGCAGGAAUCGGCCGUCUGACCGACGUCCUCAAGGAUGCGUCCACCUACCUUCCCGCCUACGACCAACGCGCCUACUCCCUGAAAGUCAAAACGCUAUCCGACAAGCUCUUGGGCAUCCGACUCUCGCUCGCGCCAAAACAAAAAUUCUCGUUCAAGUCGCGCAGCAAAAACACCAGCGGCACCAUCGGCGGCGCAGUAGACCUCGGGCAGACCGGGGCGCCGACGCAGUUCACGAGCGCGGCGCAGAAGGCCGCCACCGAGCAGGAAAAUGUCGUUGUCACUGAGCGAUCCGACGAGUUCAUACGGCCGCCGGGAGCCACGACUACCGCGUCCGCGUCGCUGCUGUUGAGCAGCCUGAGGGGAUGUGGCAUCACUAUCCCCGAGACGCUGAGGUUCUCGAGUGCCGCCGUCAAGAACGUCGAUGCGUCCCUGCUCCUGCUAGGAGAGGCCGUUAACGGCCCGAUACAUCUUACGGGCGUGAGGGAUAGUGUCCUGGUUUUUGCGUGCAGACAGUUCAGGAUGCAUGAUGCUAGGAAUGUGGACGUCUAUCUGCGCUGCACUUCGAGGCCGAUUAUCGAGGACUGUGAGGAUAUCCGGUUUCAUCCGUACGGGGAUCAGCAGGACCCGAAAAAUCUGUGGGAUCAGGUAGAUGAUUUUAAGUGGUUGAGGGCCGAGAAGAGUCCGCAUUGGAGUGCUUCCCGUGUCGAGGGAGCAGAGGAAGUGGAGAAGAGGUGGAAGGAGAUUGAAGGGAUGGCGACGGAAGGGGUGGAUGUUAAGCAGGUGCUGGGUCCUUUGUUGAAGAGUUGAUUCGAUGCGGCCACAGUGUAUUACUACAGAACGGAAUGAUACCAGAAGAAGGUUUUGAAGAUGCUCAUGAAACUCUACGAAGCAAUCAAUGAGUUGAGAAAAGCUGUGCCCCAAAAUGACAGAAAACGCCCAAGUAACUAAUGUACACCCCAC
Messenger RNA from Tricharina praecox, 1422 nucleotides. Its product is annotated as tubulin folding cofactor C. Gene Ontology annotation, cellular component: cytoplasm. Gene Ontology annotation, molecular function: tubulin binding. NCBI's taxonomy places the organism in Eukaryota, Fungi, Ascomycota, Pezizomycetes, Pezizales, Pyronemataceae. The record is from RefSeq and is a predicted model, not a curated record. Bases 328 to 1269 code for a protein of 313 amino acids. The transcript is spliced from 3 exons. Gene Ontology annotation, biological process: tubulin complex assembly; post-chaperonin tubulin folding pathway.